AUGCUUCUCCAUUCCGCCGCUCUUCCGCGUCGCGUCCUCACCCCGAUCCACACCGCCAGCGCUUCCCGCUGCGUCAUCGCGUGCCCUGACGCCGCCACUCGCCCUCUCGCAUCGCUCGACGCGCUCACCCUUUCCUCCUCCUCAACCAUCUCAUCCGCCUCCCCCUCCUCCGCUUCCGCCAUUGGCGGCUUAACCGCUUCCGCGAUCGGCGCCGUCGACUGCGCCUCCUGCACUGCCUGUCUUGGAUCCUUCGCCUGCGCUGAUGGCUGCUCGAGCGCCGCGCCCCGCGGCUUCCACGGCACCGCGAGGGGCGCCGCGGGUCUAGCAGCAAGCUUCGAAAGGGGGUUAGGUAGCGGCCCCGGCACCAGCGGUGGCGGCGGUGGCGCGUCGCAGUUGAGGGCGUCCCACGUGGCGUCAGCAGCGUCGAAGGAGCUUCUUCGACUAAGUCCCACGAACGCAACCGGCGGCGGCGGCGGCGUGGGCGGCGCCGGAUAUGCCAGCGGAUUCUACGGCGGCAACGAGGGGCCGCUGUCCGUAUUACUCGCGGCGAGGCGGAGCGAGCUCGUGGCAGCAGCGGCACUCGGCAGGAGUUUGGGGUUAGGGGAGAGGGCAUUCAAGGUCGCGGCUGGUGGCGGUAUAGUCGCGGCGGACGAUGUUAUCCGCGGCGCGUUGGCGGCGCUCAGCGUGGGUAACAGCGGACUGGGCGCCGCGUCCGCGUCACCCGCGAAGCCCAUUCAGCCGGUGCAUCUCGCCAUGCUGACGUUGGCUGCCGCGUCAGCCUCCGCCGCGCUUGUGCGGCCGGGGGAAGAUUCUGGACCGUCAGUUUUGCGGUCUGUGGCGUGCGAAGCGGCGGCGGUCGGCGCAGUGCACGCGUCGGUGGAUGCGCGAAAAGCGUCGACAACAGACUACCAUGUCGUCCGCAUCCCGGGCGACGGGCGCUGCUUAUUCCACGCCGUGGCGCACGGCCACCACGCGCGCGCGUCCCUCCCGCAGCCGACGGCGCUCCCCGCGCGCUGCCAGCUGGCGGACGCGCUGCGCAACCAGGUGGCGGACGAGUUCGUGAAGCGGCGGGAAGAAACCGAAUGGUUCUUGGAGGGCAACUUUGAUGACUAUGUGGCCAACAUCCGCAAGCCCUAUGUGUGGGGUGGAGAGCCUGAGCUCCUCAUGCUCUCCCAUGUGCUCAAGUCCCCCAUCACGGUGUUUAUUGCUGACCCUCGUUCCCCUCGCUCGGGUGCCAUCAUGCCCAUAGCUGAGUAUGGCCGCGAGUAUGCAAGCAAGCAGGAGGGAGACGAAAGGAGAGUGGAAGGUGAAGGGAUUAGCAGCAGCAAGGAUGCCAUCUGCGUGCUGUACAAUGGCAGUAGCCAUUAUGAUGCUCUUCUUAUCCCUCGCUCUGCUGCUGUUGAGGGGACGCAGCAGCAGCAGCAAGCGAGGCUGUGA
Molecule: messenger RNA, 1437 nt
Organism: Closterium sp. Naga37s-1
Lineage: Eukaryota; Viridiplantae; Streptophyta; Zygnematophyceae; Desmidiales; Closteriaceae
Source: the annotation of a GenBank genome assembly